GAGGUCAAUGAUACGAAAGAAACGGUGGAACUGAAGUUUUCCAAGCCAAGACUCCGUAUCUCAGCUUCCAGAGCUUCGGAAAUGAAGGAAAGGUUAGAAAGGGCAAACCUUGAGAGUCAUGGCUACAAGAAGAUAGUUUAUAGCGGCACGGUGCAGAAGGCCAAGGAAUCACGCCGACAGGUAUGUUCAGUACUGUAUAGCGUAUUUGCUUUCUUUCUGGUGACAAGUUAGCUUUCCAAAAAUUAUAAAAAUCCUUCAGUAAGAGAAAUGAUAAUUAUAAACUGAUAUAUUUUAGGCGGAACACAAUAGAAGCAAACCUGGAAAAUUCAAGGUCUCUCUUCCUCUCAUCUAUUUAGUUCUUUCACCCAAAUUAACUUCUCUGAUUCCGUGCAGUACCAGAAUGCUGAUUCGAAUUGCGAACAGCAAAGAAAUGUGGCGAAUUUUUUUUUACUUCAUGAAGCACCUCAUGACAGACAUGAACAUAAGUCAGAACGUCUUUAGUAAAAUGAAAAUCAAGGAAUCUGGAGCCACCUUACUAUGGGUUAGUAUUAGUGCAAACAGAUGACGUACAUUGAAAUGCAUCCCAAUCUACAGAGUAUUUUAACCGGCUUCACAAAUUGUCUGGGUUAGAUAUUCUAUUACUUACCAGUAAUCGUUUCCCCUUUUUUAGCAAGCCUAUUACUACUACAAGAGAGUAAAUUGCUCCAACGUUUCGGAGGUUGAAAAGGAUUUAAGCAAGAAGCUGUCU
Molecule: messenger RNA, 748 nt
Organism: Porites lobata
Lineage: Eukaryota; Metazoa; Cnidaria; Anthozoa; Scleractinia; Poritidae
Source: the annotation of a GenBank genome assembly